Messenger RNA from Moneuplotes crassus, 972 nucleotides. NCBI's taxonomy places the organism in Eukaryota, Ciliophora, Spirotrichea, Euplotida, Euplotidae. The record is from the annotation of a GenBank genome assembly.
AUGCUUAGUGAUAUCCAUGACACUGUCAGACAAAAUCUAGAGUCUUUCGGUCACAAACACACUCACCUCAUGGCUGCCUUCUGUCUCUAUGGAGCUUACACUGUAGGCUCAACUGCUCUAGGCUGGUCCUGGAGGUUCUUCAAAACCUUCUUGAGACCAAGCAAGAACUUGUUCAAGAGAUACCAUGGAGGAUAUGUGGUUGUAACUGGAGCAACCAAUGGGCUUGGCCUUGGUUAUGCAAGGAAAUUUGCAGAGAAAGGAUUCAACUUGGUUUUAGUAGCAAGAAAUUCUGAGAAACUCAAUACUGUUAAAUCAGAGCUCCUUCGCUCUCAUCCUGACAUUGACAUCAAGCUGAUUCAAUUUGACUUCGAUAAGCCUUAUACUGAGGAAGGUUAUGCCUCUCUGAAGGAAUCGCUAGAUAUGAUGGGAGACAUAUCUGUACUUGUCAAUAAUGUUGGAGCUAUCGGAACAAAUCUGUUCGAAGAUAUGCCAAUAGAUAUCAUCACAAGAGUAAUGAACGUAAACCUUAUCCCUCAAGUAGUCAUGACUAAGUUCCUCCUUCCAAGAUUGCUGAGAAGAUCGAAAGAGGAGGGUAAAAGAACUGCCAUUUUGAGCGUCAGCUCUGCUGCUCAUUAUAUUCGAUUGCCUAAAUCAACAAUGUAUUCCUGCACAAAGUCAUUUAACAAGACUUUCUCUGAUGUCAUUGGAAAAGAGUACGGAAAGUAUAUCGAUGUUAUGGUGACUACUCCAGGACCUGUGAUCUCUAACAUGGUCAAUGAGAAAGCACCCUUCGUGAUCACUCCAGAGGCUCACGCCAGAUGGGUUCUUAGCGAUCUUGGGUACAACACUGAAACAUUUGGUCACUACAGACAUUGGAUGUCAACCACAAUGUUCAGACUUCCCCUGCUCGGCACCCAAUUCAUCAAGAUGAGAGAUAGAUACCUCAAUGAUAAAAGUAAAAGCUCAAACUAG